Cloeon dipterum is the source of this 3046-nucleotide messenger RNA. RefSeq names its product acyl-CoA Delta-9 desaturase. NCBI's taxonomy places the organism in Eukaryota, Metazoa, Arthropoda, Insecta, Ephemeroptera, Baetidae. Gene Ontology annotation, biological process: unsaturated fatty acid biosynthetic process. The record is from RefSeq and is a predicted model, not a curated record. The transcript has 6 exons. Gene Ontology annotation, molecular function: iron ion binding; stearoyl-CoA 9-desaturase activity. The coding region runs from base 629 to 1621 and encodes 330 amino acids. Gene Ontology annotation, cellular component: endoplasmic reticulum membrane.
AUGGGCGAGCAGCCAAAGUUGCAGUUGAGCGUCGGGCGCGCAGGGGCCGCCAGCAGACGGGCCGAACAGGUGCUCAAUUCAAUCACGCACGCAACGCACCGACUCCAAAGCUUGUCUUGUCAAUCGCCACCGGCUCCGCUUACAACACACGAACACACCCCCGCAGACGCACGAGAUCAGGAUCCACGCGAAGGAGUAGAAAACAGUCAAUUGGAGCGAGGCAGGAGACGUGUCUGCCAGUGUGCAGUGCAGCUCUCACGUUUAUUACGGCUGCCUGAGAGCCGGUGCGAUAACGCAAAAUCAACAAGAGCAGAAAAGGGAAGGGAGGAAAAAUAAAAUAAAAAAAGCUCCUUAUCGCAUGCAGCGCCGAGAGAGAAGCAGGCGCGAGCAAUAAUACAGUAAUUUCCUACUCGCGGUGGUGGCGGGCGUUUGUUUUUCGGUCUCCACGCGGCCAGUCCGUGUUAUUUUGUGUGCGUCUUUGCAACCACAGGUGGUCACGUGACACUGCGCUCUUUAUCUGCAGAGGAUGUGAGCUGAGCCCCAGUUAGUUGACACUUCUUUGCAUUCGUUCCUUCGCCAGUGAGAGAGAAAGAGAGAGAGAGAGAGAGAGAGAAAGAAAGUAAUUACGAUGCAGCAGCCGGAGAUAAAGGAAAAGGAGCCGCCGUUUUCGGCCCAAAUCCGCUGGCCCGACCUGUUCGUGCAGAUUUUCCUGCACGCCGGCGCCUUCGCCGGACUGUGUCUCGUGCUCGCCGGAUAUGUCGACCACAGGACCACCAUUGCAGCGGUGCUGUUUGUGAUCGCGUCAGGCUUCGGAAUCACGGCUGGGGCGCACCGCCUGUGGUCGCACAAGGCCUACAAGGCCAAUAGACCCUUGUCGGUGCUCCUCAUGUUUCUCUUCACCAUCACAGGACAGAGGGACGCGUACACGUGGGCAAAAGACCACCGUGUGCACCACAAGUACAGCGAGACGAACGCCGACCCGCACGACGCGCGGCGCGGCUUCUGGUUCGCGCACGUCGGCUGGUUGGUGCUGACGCCGCGGCCCGAGGUUGAGCAGCGCCGGCAACAGGUCGACGUCUCCGACCUGCUGGCCGACCCCGUGGUCAUGUGGCAGCGACGGCUGUUCGUGCCGCUGUUUGCCCUUCUGGCCAUCGCGCUGCCCGUGGCGCCACCAGUGCUGCUCUGGGCCGAGCGGCCCCUCGUCUCCUUCCUUGUCAUGUUCAACCUGCGAUUCUGCACCACCCUCAACAUCGCCUUCUUCGUCAACAGCGCCGCCCACAUGUGGGGAAACAAGCCUUAUGACAAACACAUCAGUCCUACCGAGAACGCAUUUGUGUCGCUGGCAGCGCUGGGCGAGGGGUGGCACAACUACCACCACGUCUUCCCGUGGGACUACCGGACAGGCGAGCUGGGCCGGCCGCUGAACCCGUCGACGGCGCUGAUCGACUUUUUUGCCCGCAUCGGCUGGGCCUACGAAUGCAAGGCGGUGCCGGCGGCGCUGGUGCGGCGCCGCGCCCUUCGCACCGGCGACGGCUCCGACCACCCCAACCUCUGGGGCUGGGGCGACAAGGACAUGCCCAAGGACGAGCUCCGUGUCUGUCUCAACGCCUGUGAAAAUUAAAUUAGUACGAAGAAAAUGGAGCGCUGGAACUGGCUUUUGCACGUGGAAAUGGUGGAAAUACUUAUUUUAAUGAAAACCACACACUUGGCCCCCUUUAGACAGCUGGAGUUGUGAACCUAAAAACCCUGGUUGCAGACAAAAUAAUGGAAAUGUCUGUGGAGUAGCGAUAUUUGACGAAAAUCUGCUCUUUUUUAUUCUUUUUGAGGUUCUUGACUGUCUGAAACAGGAAGCCAAGUGUGUGUUUUUCAAGAGCGGAGAAAAGGAAACAUGAAAAUGGCCGUUAAAACCUCUUAAACCGUCUAUCUCACAUGUGUACGACAACCGUUUUGAUUUUAACGGCAAAAAGGUGUCGAAAAAACGUUAUUUUGUUCAAUCCACACACUUAGCCCCCCUUCGAAUGCUGGAGUCGUUAUCCUUGAGUCCCUUGGGGCAGGCAGAAAAUAUAAAAAUGUCUCUGUUUAAUUAGAGGAGUUGAACUAAUUUAAAAAAAAUGGCUGCCUGAGACUCUAAACUCGAGACUCCGGUCCAAGGAAGGGGGUCAAGAGUGUUUAUUAAAGUGUGGUGGCACUGAAAAUAGACAAAAUAGUCGGAAUGAACUGCUGGAGUAGAGGUUUGUGGCCGUGCGAGCGUAACAACUCCUCCCUUGGCCCGAAACCCUGACUCCUACCCAAGGAAGGGGGCCCAGUAUUUUUUGUAUAGUUUUUUUCACACCAUAUAUGAUCUAAAUAUGGAGGAAAUGACCCAGUUAAGCUGUCUUAGACUAAAUGACUUCGCAUUUUUACUGGAUUAUCAGUCCAAAUAAAAGGCCAUUGGAAAAAUAAUGCCGUUCAUUAAAACCCACACACUUGGCCCCAUCCAGCAGCUGGAGUUGUGAUUCACGUGUCCCUGUAAGUAUGCAGUAGAGGUUAACAAUUGUACUGAGAAGGAAUCUUGCCGGUUGUUGUAACUCCAGACCGUGCGAGGGGGUCAAGUGUGGUGUGACACAUUUAAAGCAGAAUUAGGCAAUUUUGUGGCAAGGCCUAUUGAAAGAUAAUCAUGGACUGCAAUUGCUGCCUUUAUAGCUGUUAGUUUUCGUGCUUCCGCACCAUGGUCUUCAGAAGACGCUUCUCUAAAAAAAUGUGUUUCUAUUUUCAAGCUGCAAACGCACCGCUCUGAAAAUUUUCAAAAUUUUUUGAUUUAACUUUGAGUGACGUUUGAGUGUGACGGGUGCAAUAUACUGCAUUUCAAGCUGUUUUGUUCAUUUAAAGACUGAAAUAAAUAGCCAUUUUCCUUGUAAAUUAUAUUAUGUAGAAUUAAAUUUCUGCAUUUGCAGCCAGAAGAGUACAGUAAAAUUAGAUUAAUUUAAAAAAAAUAACUUGUAAUUAAUUAAGUGUAGCGUUAUAAUUUGUAGAUGUAUAUUUGAAAAAUAAAUUAUUUGGUUAAAUA